Molecule: messenger RNA, 2801 nt
Organism: Anastrepha ludens (Mexican fruit fly)
Lineage: Eukaryota; Metazoa; Arthropoda; Insecta; Diptera; Tephritidae
Product: protein KRI1 homolog
Exons: 6
Coding region: 107-2680 (857 amino acids)
Biological process (GO): endonucleolytic cleavage in ITS1 to separate SSU-rRNA from 5.8S rRNA and LSU-rRNA from tricistronic rRNA transcript (SSU-rRNA, 5.8S rRNA, LSU-rRNA)
Cellular component (GO): 90S preribosome; nucleolus
Source: RefSeq, a predicted model, not a curated record
AAGAAAUAUUUGACAUUAUUUGAUACACGUGUGAAGGCCUAAUGUUUUGAUUACGCUCAUUGUUGGUAAUAAAUUUUGUGAAAUAAAUCAGAAUUUGCAAGCGAGAAUGAGUAAAAAUCUAUUUGACGGAUCAGAUGAAAGCGAUGGCGAGGAGCUGCAAUUAAGUACCAAUAAAGAAUACGCAAAAUCUUACAACGAUUUUCGAAAAAAGGAACUGCUGAAGAAAUUCAAGGAUCGUGGUUAUGAUGUUGACUCGGAAUCAAGUAGUGACAGCGAAACUUCGUCAGAUGAAAAUGAAGUGGUUGAUCAGAACUUCGAUAAAGAAUUCUUGAAAACCUUGGCAUCAUUGAAAAGCAAAGACCCAGCGAUCUACGAUAAGAAUACGACAUUCUUUCAGGCAUUAAAUAGGGACACGGAAAGUGAUGGAGAAACUGAAAAUAAUAUACAAAUAGAUAAACGAAGUAAACCAGUUACAUUAAAGGACUAUGAGCGUCAAAUAAUAUUAGAAAAAGGCGGCAAAUUUGAAGAAGAUUCUGAUGAAGAAGUCCCAAAAAGAACUACAUCUCCUACGUUUGUAGAAGAGGAGCGCAAUCUGAAGGAAGAAUUUAAAAAAGCCAUUAAUACAAGUGAUUUAGAUGAAAAUGAGGAAGAAGAUGCCUUUGGGGGAAUUUUCAAAAAACGCAAUAAAACCACAGAGGAACAAGAAAAAGAGGAUGCCGAUUAUUUGAAAUGGUUGGCAGGUAAAAAAGAUGACAUUGAAGACACAAUUAAAGAAACGCUUAAACCUCUUAAAAACUAUUGGAGCAAUAAUAAAUUACCUCAGAGCGAACGUUUUUUGAGAGACUUCAUUUUAAACAAAGGUUAUGCCGACACGAAAUCCUCUGAUAUACCUACAUAUGAUGAAAUCAUAGGGGAUAAUCAACCUUUGUCGGAAGAUGAAAAAGAACUUGAAAAACAGGCGGAAUUUGAACAAAAAUUCAAUUUUCGCUUCGAAGAACCCGACGCUGAUUUCAUCAAACGCUACCCGAGAACCAUUGAACAGUCCGUGCGACAAUCAGAUGAUCGAAGAAAGCAAAAGCGGCAAGAAGUGAAGGAGCGUAAAAAGCAUGAAAAGGAACAAAAAAUGAAAGAAUUGGAUAUGGUUAAGGAAAUGAAACGAAAAGAGAUUGAAGAAAAAAUACGUAAGAUUAAACUGGUCACUGGGAAUGAGGAACUUGGAUUUAAAGAUGAGGAGCUUGAAGAUGAUUUCGACCCAGAAGCACAUGAUAAGCGUAUGCAAGAGAUAUUCAAUGAUGAAUUUUACGAGGUCGAUGAAGGUGAAGAAAAACCAGAUUGCCCCUCAGAUAUUGAUGAAUUAAAGAUUGAGGACUGGGAUAAUUUCGACCCAAAUGAGGAAGAUGGCGAAUAUUUUAAUGAUCCGCAUUGUGAAGAUGAAGAUUUUAACAUGGACUGUGAUUAUGAUCCUGAGUCAUCCAAAGAGCAACUACAAAAAGAGCUUAUCGAAAACACAAAGAAGAGAAAAGGACGCAAAGGUCGUAAAAGUGAAUUCAAGGAAAUGAUAAAGGCCGUAAAGCCAGCAUUUGAUCCAGAAGAUGAGAAAACCUAUGAAGAAUAUAUUGAUGAAUACUACAAGUUGGAUUGUGAAGAUAUGAUUGGUGAUAUCCCAUGUCGCUUCAAGUAUAUAGAAACAACACCGAACGACUUCGGUCUCACUAUAGAGGAGAUCCUCUUAGCUAAAAACAAGGAGCUAAAUCAAUGGGCGAGUUUGAAAAAAACUAUCCAAAUCCGUCCAGAACAUUUGGAGAAAAAGGAUCAAAGAUUAUACAAACUGAAGGCAAAAAAUGAAGCACUGAAACGCAAAGUAUUCAAAAGUUUAUACGGUGAAGGAUCCGAUGAGGAUGAAGGCGAGGAGGGAAAGCAAAAUGUGCAAGAUUUAAAUGAGCAAUCAGAAACAGUUGUUACAAGCAUAGUAAAUCAAGGGGAAGGUGAUGGAAGCAACAAAAAGGCAAAUAAAAAGAAAAAACGCAAAAUACAAACAAUAGAAUUAAGCAAUGAAACAUCUGAUAGCGCGGAAAAUUUCGAAACGGCAGACAACAAAUCUAACUUAAUGGAUAAUGCACCAACGCAAAGUAACGGAUCAGUUGCUGCCCCUGUAGACAUAGAAACCAAAAAUAAAAAGAAGCGGAAGAAGCGUAAAGCUAAGACUAAUUCAAAUGAAAUUACGGCGAAAUGCUCUCCAGCUACUACACCAGGUUCAGAAGUGAACUCCAGUAGCCAGAAAAAAAGCAACAUAAAUAACAAUAAAACAAAUCCAUUUAGAACAAAUCAACAUACCAAUACUAAUGACCAACCUUCAACAAAAAGUACAACUGCUGCCAUUGAAAACGCAACAAAUGAUGCACAAUUUAGCAAAUCGAAACCAUUAAAGCCAAAUCCUUUCCAAGGGAAUCAAAAAAAUAUCAAAAAGGGCACUCUCCAUGCAAUUUCGGAGAAAAAGAACAAGCAUUUUGUGGCAAACAAAGUGCAGAAAAGAAAAAGUCAGCCGAAUCAAAGGAAAUUCAAUCAAAACUCUAAAUCUACGAACGGUGGUGCAAAUAUUAGCGACGAACGUCUCAAAGCGUAUGGCAUUAAUCCAAAAAAAUUCCAUAAAAAACAGAAAUAUGGAAAGCCUCAAAAUUAGUUGACUCGCAGGUUAAAGUCAAAUUAUUUGCACAUUUAAAUACAUUUAGUUAAAAUUAAAUAUACUUUUUUUAAUUAAAUUUAGUUAAAUAAAAUGACGAUUUGCUGGUCCACAGAACGAA